Cercopithifilaria johnstoni is the source of this 912-nucleotide messenger RNA. NCBI's taxonomy places the organism in Eukaryota, Metazoa, Nematoda, Chromadorea, Rhabditida, Onchocercidae. The record is from the annotation of a GenBank genome assembly.
AUGGGAGUUCUUCGACAAAAUUCACAUUUGCUGAUGUCUAAUUGUAUCACGUUGGAUGAUUACUUGCUUGAUUAUGAAAGUGAGAAUGAAAUUCAGUCCGAAAAUGAUCUCAAUGAAACUACCAUGCAGAGUUUUACGCCGCACCGAAGAAGGCAGAAAAUAAUUAGGGAAGCUGUUGAUGAAAGUACUUUUUUUCAGGAUGGACGCAAUGUACGGAAGGCACAGUGGUUAAAUGAUAUCACUGGUGAUUUAGAUAUGACGAAAAAAGGACGGAUGGGUGCACGAAAACAACGAAGAUAUGAGAAUGCACGACUUUUAUAUUCGAUGGUAGAUGCGAGAGAUAUCUGCGAAGAUUAUUCCGACAUCAUGCAGUCAACAGUAACAGCCCUCUCAAAAUUGUUCACCGAAGAAGAGAAUAUGCAGGCGUGGAACAUUUUUAUUGAAAAGAAUGAAGAGGAACAACGAGAAUUCUUAGAAAGUUUUGAGACAGAGGAAGUACAGCAACAUUGCUUCAGUUCAGAUGAAUCUUCUCAUCAAGGCAAUCCAUUACAUUCAGCGGAGGUUUCGUUUUCGCGUUUAAAUCGACGAUUCAGGAUGAUGUUAAGGCAUAAAACACUACCAUUGGAAUUCAUGGCUGUAAAUGAAAAGGAAAUGAGAAAAUUUUUUUGUGAAAGUGUGUUGCCGGUAUCGGAAUGGUCUUCAUCUGUCUUACCACGGUUGAAACGUCUUAUCAUACACGCGUUAUCGCAAUAUCUUUCUCUAAUCUCGAAAAGUGUACUUAUUGGUAGUGGUGGCGAGAAACUUGUCAAAGUCCGCAAUAAAUACUGCUCAUUCCGGCCACCUUCGGAAACCCUGGUCGACUAUUUAAAGCGAAUGAAUGGAGCUGAUAACACUGGAAAAAACCUUUCGUGA